AUGUCUAAGCAGCAGCGGGCGACGCUUGCGCAAAAGAUUAAAGUGCUAGAUUAUUUUCAUCAAUCAGAUAGUCCGCAGCUCAAAACGGUUGAUCAUUUCAAGGAUCAUUUCUCCAUUUCCACUUCAUCGCUAAGCGAAUGGCUCAAAAAUGAGACGGAGUUGCGUCGACGAUAUAAUGAAGCUGCGGACUUUAAUGCUUUACAAAACAGCCGAAGAAAAGCUACAUUUAAAUAUGAAAAGAUCAACAAAGCCAUGGAUAAAUUGGUACAAGACAAAUUAGCCAGAAACGAACUGAUUAGCGAACCGAUAUUGCGUAAGCAUUGGGCAGUAUUUGCACAACAAUAUGGCGUGGAUGAUCCGAAACGAAUGCAUAGCUUUAGUCAUGGUUGGUUGAGUCAAUUCAAAAAGAGACACGGGAUUAAAAAGAAGAAGUUUUUGAAACAACAGCAGCAACAAGGGAAAGGACAAGAGCAAAAACAGGAGCAGCAGAAACAGUUAAUAAGAGAGGGUCUUGGUGGAGGAAACUAUUCAACGGGAUCAAAGGAGUUUUCGGCUACUGGUUUGACAAUUGUAAAUGCCAAUGCUAGAGAUGGAUACAUGUCUCAAACAGGUCCAUCGUUGCUGAAUAACAAGCCGAAACAAAUUGCAAUGAAUGAGACCACCAACACCGAUAAUAGUGUUACUAACAACAGCGUGGGUGAUCGAAACUUUUCAACAAUGCUUACAAACAGCCAACAACAACAACAACAGCAGCAGCAACAGCCACUAAACAUUCUGGUCCCAAAUCAUGAAAAGUCACUGAAACCUUUUAAUGUAACCUCAAUUCUUCCACUUCCAAACCCAUUUAUGCCGGUCACAAGCAACAAAUCUCAUUUUGCACCUUCCAAAUACGAUCAAGAACAUAAAAAUGAACAACAACUGCUUCAUAUACAAUAUGGUUCUGUAUCUCAUAAACCAUUACAUACAGGUAGCCAACUUGGACAACGCGAUAAUCAAACUAUACAAAGUUUCUCAAAAAAGAAUGAUUUCAAAGACACAUCUGGUAAUAAAUCAAAUAUUGAACAGCUUGUUGCAACUAAACAGACACCAGCAUUAGCUGCUAACUACUCUACUGGUGAAAGACAACAGCGACAACAACAACAACAACAACAACAACAACAGCAGCAGCAGCAGCAAAAAAUACCACAGGAUGAAGGUGUCAAUGGUAUUAUGCAAACCAAACCUAGUCUUCUUCAAGAGAAAAAGCAACCAUCUCAACAGAUUCGAGAUGGAAUGAGCUUGAUCACAUCAAAAAGUUGUACACAACUGGCUCUUUCAACAUUGAAGCAACUGCUGCAAAAAUCACAACAUUUACCACAGAAAUCACCACAGCAGUUGUCUUUGAACUUUUCCACAGGUGGUGAUGAAGAUGAAGGGAAAUUGAUCUUUGUUACUGUUGAACAGUUUUUAAACGAUAAUCAGACUCAGUAUCCAAACACAUUCAAGAUUUUCCAGCAGCUUAAAGAAUCAUUUUAUCGUGAGAAGAAAUUGGUUACAACACAAGAAGCAGAGAAACAAAGAGCCGAUACGAGUGGAGCACUGCGACUUUAG
This is a messenger RNA of Lodderomyces elongisporus, 1590 nucleotides long. RefSeq lists its product as uncharacterized. The record is from RefSeq and is a predicted model, not a curated record. Gene Ontology annotation, molecular function: DNA binding. Bases 1 to 1590 code for a protein of 529 amino acids. The transcript has a single exon. Gene Ontology annotation, cellular component: nucleus. NCBI's taxonomy places the organism in Eukaryota, Fungi, Ascomycota, Pichiomycetes, Serinales, Debaryomycetaceae.